AUGCUAUAUCAGCGUUACUUCCUACGCAUGAACCAGACUAACAUGACGCAUCUACUCGGACUGCUACUAACGGUUGCUUUAGCGCUAAUGGUGGUGCAGGUUCACACACUGCUCAUCGCUCAGGACUUCUUUAGCGGCAUUGUUCUACCCACCAAUGCAUCCGUUUUCAUUGAUUCAAACCCAUACCGACUUGAAUUGACACCGGAGCCACUGAACCUGACCACAUUGAAUUUCGACUACUUGCUCGAGGGUAAUGCUUCCCACCUGAAGCGCGUCUACUACGCGAAGGAACGCGCCGCACACAUCGUUAACGUCAUAGUUCUCGGGAUUACUGCACUAGUUUACGCCUGUCUCCUGGCAUGCUUGAGCCGACCAGCCAUGAAUGAAAUAUACCUGCUAACGAUCUCCUACGUGGUGCUGGCAACCUUUCUCUUAAUUGAGUUGGCACUUGCUGGAACUUCAGUUUUCAGGUCCCUGAGCGUGAGUGCCGGCACCUGCGCACUGUUCACAUAUGUCACCUACGCCACGCUACCGGUACGAUUACAUGAGGCCACAAUUGGAGGGAUGGCACUGGCCGCUAUUAACGUCGGUGCCCACAUAAUUCACAACAAAACCUCGGACAUACAGAUCUUUUGCAACCUGACGACACUAAUAGCAAGCAACUUGGCCGGCAUAAUGACACACCACCCCCGUGAACUCGCGCAGCGCCGAGCUUUCCUCGAGACUCGCGACUGUGUCGAGGCCAGACUUGUCACACAACGCGAAAACCAACAACAGGAACGUCUCUUGUUGUCGGUCCUGCCGCGUCACGUUGCGAUGGAAAUGAAAGCCGACAUCGCUAGUCAGCCCCGUCAGGAACAAUUCCACAAGAUCUACAUUCAAAGAUAUGAAAAUGUGAGCAUUCUUUUCGCCGAUAUCUGCGGAUUCACUUCACUUUCGGAUCAAUGUACUGCUGAAGAACUGGUGCGCCUUCUUAACGAGCUCUUUGCCCGAUUUGACCGCCUGGCUGCUGAACAUCACUGCCUUCGUAUCAAGCUCCUUGGCGACUGCUACUACUGCGUGUCAGGACUACCGGAGGCUCGUGAUGAUCACGCCAAGUGCUGCGUUGAAAUGGGCUUGGAUAUGAUCGAUGCUAUUGCUCUGGUGCGUGAAGUGAUGGCGGUGAACGUGAACAUGCGUGUUGGCAUCCACACCGGGCGCGUACACUGCGUGGUGCUUGGCCUCCGCAAGUGGCAGUUCGACGUGUGGUCCAAUGACGUAACGCUCGCUAACCACAUGGAGAGUGGUGGCAUCGCUGGCCGCGUGCAUAUCACCAAAGAAACCCUACAAUGUCUUGGCGACGACUACAAAGUGGAGCCAGGAUACGGAGACCAACGCAACGCUUACUUGAAAGAUCAUAACAUUGAGACUUACCUGAUUGUUCCUGAUGACAUGAGCCGGGUGGACAAGAAACCCCAACACACGUUUGCAAUCAACGGAAAUAUUUCAAAGGAAAUGCGCGUUAUGGGUCACGGAUCUCAGCACGGAAAACAUUCUUCAAAAGUCGACACCAGCAGCGAGCAUAAGAAGCCUGAAGACGAAGUCAAUGAAUACCUGAUGAAAGCCAUCGACGCCCGCUCCAUUGAUCGCCUACGCGCCGAACACUGCCAACCGUUUACUCUCACCUUCCGUGACAACAAACUCGAACGCAAGUACACAGCGGAACGGGACAGGAUGCUAAAGGUGUAUUUCAUCUGCUCUCUGGUAGUAUACUUUGCUGUUGUCAUCGUGCAGGUUCUCAUCUUCGGCUUCACGGCCGUCGUUAUUGGAACCAUUAUUGCUUGCGGUUUAAUCAUUCUUGCAUCAACAUACCUCAUACUCUGCAUUGAUUUCAAACAUACGUCUGCCCGAGCUCUGAAGAUCUCGCAGCGUUUACACAACAACCGCACCUUCGCCCAGCUGAUAUCUUUCCUGGUUGUCAGCACCAUUGUGAUGCAGAUCCAGAGUAUCAUGGUUUGUUCAUAUCUAACAUAA
This is a messenger RNA of Parnassius mnemosyne (clouded apollo), 2013 nucleotides long. The record is from the annotation of a GenBank genome assembly. NCBI's taxonomy places the organism in Eukaryota, Metazoa, Arthropoda, Insecta, Lepidoptera, Papilionidae.